CACUAAGUCAGGCCCUCCAUGACUGCAUAUAAAGGAACACAAGAACAGACCUCAGAAUGACAAUAUAUAAACCCUGUGAAAGGGGGCUGACAGUAGGCAAUUUCUGUUCUGCCUUGAAACAGAAGCCACAGCAAUGAAGCUUCGCACCGCAGCAAUCCUGCUCCUCUUCUGGCUUGGUGUCUUCACUGUGCACACAGUCAAAGGGAGCGCUAGCAGUCAGCCUAUGCGCAAAUUCAGUUGUGUAAAACUGUCUACAAAGCAGUGGAACAUCCGAAAUUUUGUGAACUAUGAAAAGCAACAAGUACCAAUAGAUGCCAUCAUGUUCAUCACUGCAGGAGGUAUCAGGAUCUGUGUAAGUCCUAAUCAGAAAUGGGUUCAGGCUGCUAUAAAGAGAAUAGAUGAAAACCGUCCUGCCAAACGCAAAUAAUCCAAGCAUCUAAGGCCAACCAGCUGGAAUCAUCAUCAGUGCUGCAAAUAACAAGGAAGAAAACCUUAUUAUCUGCUUAUUUCCUAUUUAUUAAGUGGUAAUAAAAUCUUGGAACAAAUACAAACUCACCAGAAUCUAUUCAUCACUGGUUGAAUACCUGCAGACUUCUUCAUUUUUUGUUUGCAAUCUAUUAGUUUGCUUAUUUUCUGAAUUGCUCACUAGUCUGUGUUUACAGCUGAAUGUAGAUAUUAUCUCAAUCUUGCUGUCCUAACCAGGAUGGCAUUUAAUGGAAAACGACUGAUAGCUUAACACAGUGUAGUGAGGAUGACUACCCACAGAGCUGUGAGAGUGCAGACCUCCAUGCUGAUGGAGGCCAGAGCAUUCUGCAUUGAGUGCUGGUUUUAAGAAGGUGCUAAGUUAGUCAGUCACACCUAUAUAACCUAUACAAACUGAUUUCAUGCUUCAGUCUAUCAUCUGAUCAGUGCCAUAUUCAGAAGAUGAUCCUUGAGUCUUCUAUUUUUACACACAGUAUUGCAUUAUUAGCUCAGUUCACAAAGGUGUGUGAACAUUCUCAUCAAGGGAUGAUGUGGAGUAAUUCGAUGUAACUCAGUGAAUGGAACCCUGCUUGGUCUUGCCCUGUGGAAGCCUUAUCCUACCAAGGCCAUCUGUGAAGUUACUUCAAUUUUGCCCUCAUGUGAAACAAACAUGAAACAAUUGGUUUGCUUUUCUCUGAAUAAGAACAAGCCAUGGCUGGAAUCUGUAUUUCACAAACCCAUAGGAACUCCCUGCCCUAGGUAACUAUUUACAUAGAAACAUCUUAAAAAUUAUACAUAUUACUUGCAGAAGGCUUUGAAUUUUAAUAAACUUACUAUAAAC
Molecule: messenger RNA, 1303 nt
Organism: Zonotrichia leucophrys gambelii
Lineage: Eukaryota; Metazoa; Chordata; Aves; Passeriformes; Passerellidae
Product: lymphotactin-like
Exons: 3
Coding region: 134-427 (97 amino acids)
Biological process (GO): immune response
Cellular component (GO): extracellular region
Molecular function (GO): chemokine activity
Source: RefSeq, a predicted model, not a curated record